AUGGUGUUCCGUUUUAGGAUCAGCAGUGAGAGUAGUGAGAGCAGUGUAGAGAGACCAGGGCCGGGCUCCUAUGAGCCUGCCAUCACCGACCAUUAUGAACUUCUGCGGGACAUUGGGGAAGGGGGCUUCGGGAAGGUGAAACUUGCCCGCCAUCGCCUCACGGGGACAGAGGUUGUGGUGAAGGUUGUGCCAAAAGUAGGCUGGAACCGCCCCUUCCUGUCUGAACCCCUUAUGAUGGGGGGCUUGGAUCACCCAAACGUGAUCCGACUCUUCCAGGUCAUUGAGACCCUCAAAUAUAUGUACAUUAUCAUGGAGCAUGCAGGUGGGGGACAUCUAAGGAGCCUCAUCUCGGAACCUGGUGGCAUGCCUGAGGAGGAGGCCCGCAGACUCUUCAGGCAGAUGGUGCGUGCUGUGCAGUACUGCCAUGAGAAGGGCAUCGCACACCUGGACCUCAAGCCCGAAAACUUCGUGCUGGAUGCCAGUGGUACCGUGAAACUCAUUGACUUUGGCCUGAGCACCAGAUUCACAGCCGGGCAGAAGCUGAGCAGGUUCUGGGGCACUCUCCAAUACUUUGCUCCAGAAGUUGUCCGUAGGGAGGAAUACGAGGGCCCCCUGGCGGACAUCUGGAGCCUGGGGGUGGUUCUCUAUGUCAUGCUGACAGGGAGCCGCCCCUUUAUAGCAAACAGUGUUGGGGAGGUGAGGAGGCUGAUCAUGGAGGGAGCCUAUGGCAUUCCUGCACAUGUUUCCAAGGGAGCUCAGAGCCUCAUCCUUGAGAUUCUGAAGAUGGACCCCAGGCAGAGGCCCAGCCUAAAACAGAUAAUGAGCCACCCAUGGCUGAGCCAGGGCAAGGAAGAUUCACCCCGUCCUUCUGGCGAGGCCCUCCCCACCCACCCGGAUCCUGCCAUUAUAACAACUAUGUUCGACAUGGGUUACGACCCCUAUAACAUCUGGGUGUCCCUGUCAAAUAAGAAAUACGAUGAUGCCAUGGCUACCUACCUCUUGCUCAAGUGCCAGAGAACCCAGGGGGUGGGUUGCACAUGCCAGGAGAAGCCCGUGCAGCCUGGGGUGGUAGGGCCUCGCCCAGCCCCUGCAGAUCCUCCUAGGGCCGACCCCAGGAAGUGCUCCAGUGAGCCUGCCCUUCGCUUGCCCUGUGAGCAGCAGAAGCAGCCAGAGGAGGCCAAGCUGUCUCUGCAGAAGGGUGGUGGCAGUGCCAGCGUGCCUGGCAUUCGUCUCCGCUUUUUCCACGUGGACACACCCCCUCCCAGCCUAGCCUCCCAGCACCACCCUAUACCCAGCACAACCGACCCCUCCAGCCUCAGUAGGGAGAUCACAGAGGACCACAGCUCCUCCUCCCAAGCUACCUCCACAGAGCCAACCCACCACUGCAUCAGGGGUUGGAGGAGGGUGAGGAAGCGUAUUGUCUCCUGCCUUCGACAGCUGUGUUUCAUCCCAUGCUUCAGUCAGUCAUUGUUCAGGAGCACAGUGGUUCCAGUGGAAAUCCCCAGCCAAGACCAACAGAACCAAUGA
This is a messenger RNA of Marmota flaviventris (yellow-bellied marmot), 1527 nucleotides long. RefSeq names its product sperm motility kinase 4A-like. Gene Ontology annotation, cellular component: cytosol; cytoplasm; nucleus. The record is from RefSeq and is a predicted model, not a curated record. Gene Ontology annotation, molecular function: ATP binding; protein serine/threonine kinase activity. NCBI's taxonomy places the organism in Eukaryota, Metazoa, Chordata, Mammalia, Rodentia, Sciuridae. Gene Ontology annotation, biological process: protein phosphorylation; intracellular signal transduction; negative regulation of glycogen biosynthetic process.